AUGAAGGAAACAGAUUUCACGACAUAUCCACUAUGUGUCAACCAGCAAAACAACAACACAACACCUGCUGCAACACCAAAUUCGAUAUCCACAACAACACCGAAUGAAUAUAAUGUGGCAAUGAUCGAAAACAACACAACAACGCUUGAAAACAACAUAACAACAACAGAAUCAUACACAACGGGACAGCAAACGGAAGAAGGGGAAAAGUCAGAAACAAUAGAAGAUGAGGAGGACAAAUUCGACAUAAUUGACUAUGCAAAUCUGGUUGCUGAAGAAAUGGUAGAACAACUUGAAAACACCAGUAAAAAACUGGAUCCAGAAAUCGACAUCAACAAUGCAAAGUUAAUAACAGACAAGCAACACCCCGAAGUGGAAAAAGGACAGGCAUACAAAGACAAAGAAACUCUAAAAAAUGUCCUCAGCUACUACGCAAUCAAAAACAACUUUCAGUACAAAGUGUGGAAGUCCUACUCUCAAGAAUACAGUCUGAAAUGUGUUUACGAAAGCUGCAAUUGGUCACUAAGAGCAUCGAGAAAUGGGCCAACAAACACAUUCAUAAUCAGGAGGUUCUCAAAUAUGCACACAUGCCCCAUAAAUAUAAGGCAUGAAGACCAAAGGCAAGCAACAUCGAAACUGAUAGGGGAAUGCAUAAAACCGAAGUUCUUGAACAUAAAGACCAAGGCAACAGCGAAGGACAUAAAAGGGGAGUUGAAAUACAGAUAUGGCAUCAAAAUGAACUAUAUGAAAGCUUGGAGAAGUAAGGAACAUGCAGUAAACGACUUGAGAGGUAAUGCUAGUGACUCGUACAGCCUAAUACCGAGUUUCUUACACAUGGUGGAAAAAACAAACCCUGGAUCAUUUGUGGAUCUGAAAACGGCAGAAGACAACAGCUUGCUCUUUGUUUUCAUGGCAUUGGAUGCAUCCAUAAAAGGGUGGGGAGCAUGCAGACCGAUAGUUGUUGUGGACGGAACGUUCCUCAAAGCAGCUUAUGGGGGAACUUUGUUGUGCGCAUGCACACAAGAUGCAGCAGGUCAUAUUUUUCCACUAGCGUUUUGUGUUGCAGAUUCUGAGAAUGACCAAUCUUGGAAAUGGUUCUUCAAAAAAUUUAAAGAAGCGUAUGGUGUACGGGAACACCAAUGCCUAAUUUCAGACAGAAAUGAAAGCCUCAUCAAAGCAGCGAGAGAAAUCUAUCCAGAAAUUGCACACAGUUACUGCGGUUACCACAUUUUGAGCAACCUUAAAACAAGCUUCAAACAACAUGCUGCCAAAUACAAUCUGCCAUUCUUUGGAGCAGUGAAAGCCUACACAGAAAAGCAAUUCGAGUUCCACAUGGCUGAAUUGGAUGGAUUGGACAAACGCAUAAGACCUUACCUCAAAAAAAUCGGGUAUGAAAAGUGGUCAAGAAUUCAUAGCCAAAACUAG
Messenger RNA from Cannabis sativa, 1425 nucleotides. Its product is annotated as protein FAR1-RELATED SEQUENCE 3-like. The transcript is spliced from 2 exons. The record is from RefSeq and is a predicted model, not a curated record. The coding region runs from base 1 to 1425 and encodes 474 amino acids. Lineage: Eukaryota; Viridiplantae; Streptophyta; Magnoliopsida; Rosales; Cannabaceae.